Molecule: messenger RNA, 3320 nt
Organism: Petromyzon marinus (sea lamprey)
Lineage: Eukaryota; Metazoa; Chordata; Hyperoartia; Petromyzontiformes; Petromyzontidae
Product: SWI/SNF-related matrix-associated actin-dependent regulator of chromatin subfamily A member 5
Biological process (GO): nucleosome organization
Cellular component (GO): nucleus; chromatin
Molecular function (GO): nucleosome binding; histone binding; ATP-dependent chromatin remodeler activity
Source: RefSeq, a predicted model, not a curated record
GUCGUCGCACCACGGGUUCGCUCCCGACCAAUCGCCGACCGGCAGCGCGUCGAAGCGCUGUAGGCUUUUAGAGGCAAGCGCGGCCCCGGUUUGGCGCGCAUUGUUACAAGUAAAGAAAGUAGCGAGUUUGUUAAAUUUUCCAUUUUAAUAAACAAUCUUGCUUCGCCCCGGUCAUGUCCGAGGACGAGAAGAGCGCGGCGGAGGCCGAGCGCCGUCAAAGCGAGGUGAAUGAUCCAUCGUUCUCGCCAAAUUCCCCGUCAAGAAAUGCCGUCCCGAAGCCCGAGACCAAAGCACCAGACCCAGAGUAUGAGAACAAGAUGAAAACGGAUCGCUCGAACCGCUUCGAGUACCUCCUUCAGCAGACGGAGCUCUUCGCCCACUUCAUCCAGCCGGCGGCGCAGAAGACGCCCACGUCGCCGCUCAAGCUCAAGCCUGGGCGGCCGCGCGUCAAGACUGACGAGAAGCAGAGCCUGCUGUCGGUCGGCGACUACCGCCACCGACGCACGGAGCAGGAGGAAGAUGAGGAGCUGCUCUCCGAGAGUCGGAAGAGUGCCAAUGCUCUCCUCCGCUUCGAAGAGUCCCCUUCCUAUGUGAAGUGCGGCACGAUGAGGGAUUACCAGGUCAGGGGUCUCAACUGGCUCAUCUCCCUCUAUGAGAACGGCAUCAAUGGCAUCCUCGCCGAUGAGAUGGGUCUGGGAAAGACACUGCAGACGAUCUCUCUGCUGGGCUACAUGAAGCACUACCGCAACAUCCCAGGCCCCCACAUGGUGCUGGUGCCCAAGUCCACGCUGCACAACUGGAUGGCCGAGUUCGAGCGAUGGGUGCCCUCGCUGCGGGCCGUCUGCCUCAUUGGAGACAAAGACCAUAGGGCGGCGUUCAUCCGCGAUGUGCUGAUGCCGGGCGAGUGGGACGUGUGCGUCACCUCGUAUGAGAUGAUCAUCCGCGAGAAGUCCGUCUUCAAGAAGUUCAACUGGCGCUACUUGGUCAUCGACGAGGCUCACCGCAUCAAGAACGAGAAGUCCAAGCUGUCUGAGAUCGUUCGAGAGUUCAAGACGACGAAUCGUCUGCUGUUGACGGGGACGCCAUUGCAGAACAACCUGCAUGAGCUGUGGUCCCUGCUCAACUUCCUGCUGCCCGACGUGUUCAACUCUGCAGAUGAUUUCGAUUCGUGGUUCGACACCAACAACUGCUUUGGCGACCAGCAGCUGGUUGAACGUCUGCACAUGGUGUUGCGACCAUUCUUGCUGCGUCGCAUCAAGGCGGACGUGGAGAAGAGCCUGCCCCCCAAGAAAGAGUGCAAGAUCUACAUCGGGCUCAGCAAGAUGCAGCGAGAGUGGUACACAAAGAUCCUGAUGAAGGACAUUGACAUCCUGAACUCGGCCGGCAAGAUGGACAAGAUGCGCCUGCUCAACAUCCUCAUGCAACUGCGCAAGUGCUGCAACCACCCGUACCUGUUUGACGGCGCGGAGCCUGGGCCGCCCUACACUACGGACACCCACAUCGUCAUCAACAGCGGCAAGAUGGUGGUGCUCGACAAGCUGCUGCCCAAGCUGCACGAGCAGGGGUCCCGCGUGUUGAUCUUCAGCCAGAUGACGCGCAUGAUGGACAUUUUGGAGGACUACUGCAUGUGGAGAGGGUACGAGUACUGCCGUCUCGAUGGCCAGACGCCGCACGAGGACAGACAGGUAUCGAUUGCCAGCUUCAACGCUCCGGACAGCAGCAAGUUCGUGUUCAUGCUGUCGACGCGAGCUGGGGGCCUGGGCAUCAAUCUGGCCACAGCCGACGUGGUCAUCCUCUACGACUCGGACUGGAACCCCCAGGUCGACCUGCAGGCCAUGGACCGAGCUCACCGCAUCGGGCAGAAGAAGGUGGUGCGUGUGUUCCGCUUCAUAACAGAGAGCACGGUGGAGGACCGUAUCGUGGAACGUGCCGAGAUGAAGCUCCGCCUCGACUCAAUUGUCAUCCAGCAGGGCCGCCUGGUGGAUCAGGUGGCCAACAAGCUGGGCAAGGAUGAGAUGCUGCAGAUGAUUCGCUACGGAGCUACGCAGGUGUUCUCUUCAAAGGAGAGCCAGAUCACCGACGAGGAUAUCGACGUGAUCCUCGAGCGCGGGGCUAAGAAGACGGCCGAGAUGAACGAGAAGAUGUCCCAGCUGGGCGAAAACACCCUGCGCACGUUCACCAUGGACACGGAGUCGAGCGUCUACAACUUCGAGGGGGAGGACUACAAGGCCAAGCAGAAGCUGAACAUGACUGAGUGGAUUGAGCCACCCAAAAGAGAGCGGAAGGCCAACUACGCGGUGGAUGCCUACUUCCGGGAGGCCCUCCGUGUGACGGAGCCAAAGGCCCCCAAGGCACCGCGCCCGCCCAAGCAGCCCAGCAUCCAGGACUUCCAGUUCUUCCCCCCGCGCCUCUUUGAGCUCUUGGAGAAGGAGAUCCUGCACUACCGGAAGACCAUUGGCUAUAAGGUUCCCCGGAACCCGGACGUGCCCAACCCCGCGGUGACGCAGAAGGAGGAGCAGGGAAAGAUCGACACGGCUGAGUCGCUCAAUGAGGAGGAGCUCGAAGAGAAGGAGAAACUACUCACACAGGGCUUCACGGACUGGAGCAAACGAGAUUUCAACCAGUUCAUCAAGGCCAACGAGAAGUGGGGUCGCGAUGACAUCGACAACAUUGCCCAGGAGGUGGAGGGCAAGACUCCUGAGGACGUCAUUGAGUACUCGGCGUUGUUCUGGGAUCGCUGCAACGAGCUGCAGGACAUCGAGAGGAUCAUGGCGCAGAUAGAGCGUGGGGAAGCGCGCAUUCAGCGCCGGAUCGGCAUCAAGAAAGCGCUGGACGCCAAGAUUGCACGCUACAAGGCGCCCUUCCACCAGCUACGCAUCUCGUAUGGCACCAACAAGGGCAAGAACUACACAGAGGAGGAGGACCGCUUCCUCAUCUGCAUGCUACACAAGAUGGGCUUCGACCGCGAGAGCGUCUACGACGAGCUGCGCCAGUGCAUCCGCAACGCACCGCAGUUCAAGUUCGACUGGUUCCUCAAGUCACGCACGGCCAUGGAGCUGCAGCGGCGCUGCAACACGCUGAUCUCGCUCAUCGAGAAGGAGAACUCCGAGCUGGAGGAGAAGGAGAAGGCGGAGAGGAAACGACGCGGACCCAAGUCCUCCUCGGCGCAGAAGAGAAAGGCGGAAAACACCCCGGAUUCCCGUGGCCGCAAAAAGAAAAUGAAGCUGUGAUGGAAUCACGGACUUUCAGGAGCAGUGAGAUGUACGCCGGCACCGUGAGUCAGUCGGGGAAGUUGGGUUAGGAAGGGGGGGGGGGUGGUG